AUGCAGCACAAUAUAUUUGCUUCAAUGCGUAGUUUAAAGAUCAUGGACGGUUGCAAAGGCUCUCAGGGUUACUCUAUCCACCACCCUUCUUCCACCGCCGGUUCCGGACACGGCGGUGGAGUUGGUGAAAAGCUUCUUCAACAGCUUCACGAUCAUAUUAAAAGUCAAACGUUUCGAAGCAAAUCCGUUCAUGUUUUUCAAUCACCUAAUCGGACAUCUUCCGACGUUGUUGUUGAAGGUUCGGGUUCUCUUCUUCCUUAUGGACUUCCUAUGACGGAUAUUUUGGAGCCUAAAAUUGAUCCUGUUUUGAGGCCGGUUGAUUUCGUUGAAAGGUUGACUGGUUUGUAUAAUAAGAUUGAGAAUUGUUCGGAGUAUGAUAGGUCUGGGGUUUAUUUGGAGCAUUGUUCGGUUUUUAAGGGGUUGUCUGAUGCGAAAUUGUUUCGCAGGAGUUUGAGGUCAGCACGACAGCAUGCUGUGGAUGUACAUACGAAAGUCGUGCUGACCUCGUGGCUUAGGUAUGAGAGGAGGGAGGACGAGCUGGUUGGUUCGUCUUCGAUGGAUUGUUUUGGUAGGAAUAUUGAAUGUCCUAAGGCUACUUUGGUCGCAAAUGGGUAUGAUCCCGAGUUGGUUUUUGAUGUUUGUUCUUGUUUUGAUGAUCGUGAUUGUGAGGAUGAGGAUGGGGACAAGGAUGAGGAUUUUAUGACAUUUGUUGGUCAACAAUGUUCUACCUCGAAUGAGGAUGAUGAAGAUUGGGAUAUGUCGUUUUGUAUUGGUGACGAUGAGAUUAGGUGUUGUAGAUUCAAUAUGGCUUCGCUUUCGGUCCCGUUUAAGACAAUGUUGUAUGGUGAAUUCGCAGAAUCAAGGAGGGAGAAGAUAAAUUUUUCAAGGAAUGAGGUUUCUGUUGAGGUAAUGAAGGCUGCCGAGGUUUUUAGUAGGACUAAAAGUUUGAGCAAAAUCAAACCUAAUGUAGUCUUAGAGUUACUUUCUUUGGCGAACCGGUUUUGUUGUGAGGAGAUGAAGCGUGCUUGCGACGUGCAUUUGGCGUCGCUUGUUUCUGACUUGGAAGACGCCUCGUUGCUCAUUGAGUAUGGGUUUGAAGAGACGGCAUACCUUUUGGUUGCGGCUUGCUUGCAGAUUUUUCUGAGGGAGCUACCCGGUUCGAUGCAGUGUUUGAGUUUUGUGAAAUUGUUUUGUAGUCCGGAGGGUAGGGAUAGGCUUGCUAUGGCAGGGCACUCGUCAUUUGUGCUGUAUUAUUUCUUGAGUCAAGUUGCCAUGGAGGAAGAGAUGAGGUCAAACAUAACCGUGAUGCUGUUGGAGAGAUUAGUUGAAUGUGCAAAAGACGGAUGGGAGAAGCAACAAGCAUUUCAUCAAUUAGGUGUUGUUAUGUUUGAGAGAAAAGAAUACAAAGAUGCACAACAUUGGUUUGAGUCAGCGGUGGAGGCAGGUCAUGUUUAUUCGUUAAUCGGAGUUGCAAGGGCGAAAUACAAACGAGGUCAUACAUAUGCAGCGUAUAAGUUGGUGAACUCGCUUAUUAAUGAUUAUAAACCUGUUGGAUGGAUGUAUCAGGAAAGAUCUUUGUAUUGCAUUGGGAAGGAGAAAAUGAUGGACUUGAUCUCUGCAACCGAAUUAGAUCCAACGCUUUCGUUUCCUUACAAAUACCGAGCUGUUUCUUUACUUGAGGAGAACAGGAUUGGACCUGCCAUUGCAGAAAUAAACAAAAUAAUCGGUUUCAAAGUUUCUCCCGACUGCCUUGAAUUGAGGGCUUGGUUCUUAAUAGCCAUGGAAGAGUAUGAAGCAGCACUUAGAGAUGUUCGGGCUAUUUUGACAUUGGAUCCGAAUUAUAUGAUGUUCUACGGCAAUAUGCAUGGCAACCACUUGGUACAACUACUCGGUCCUGUUGUUCAACAGUACAAUCAGGCUGAUUGCUGGAUGCAAUUGUACGACCGCUGGUCCUCUGUCGACGAUAUUGGUUCGUUGGCUGUUGUUCACCAGAUGUUGGAAAACGAUCCAGGGAAAAGUCUUUUGUGUUUUCGCCAAUCUCUCCUUUUGUUACGGCUAAAUUGUCAAAAGGCAGCGAUGCGUAGUUUGCGGCAGGCUAGAAAUCAUUCGACUUCUGACCAUGAAAGGCUUGUCUAUGAAGGAUGGAUACUCUACGACACUGGUCAUCGUGAAGAAGCGUUAGCAAAGGCCGAGGAGUCCAUUUCUAUUCAAAGAUCAUUUGAAGCUUACUUUCUCAAAGCUUAUGCAUUAGCAGACACAAGUCUCGAUUCGGAGUCUUCGAAGUAUGUUAUCCAUCUCUUGGAGGAAGCUCUUAGAUGUCCUUCGGACGGUCUUCGGAAAGGACAGGCACUAAAUAAUCUUGGAAGCGUCUACGUAGACUGUGAUAAGUUGGACCUUGCAGCUGAUUGCUAUAUGAAUGCACUCAACAUCAAGCAUACGAGAGCACAUCAGGGCUUGGCACGUGUAUAUCAUCUUAAAAAUAACCGCAAAGCCGCAUACGAUGAAAUGACAAAGCUAAUAGAAAAGGCUUGGAACAGCUCAUCGGCUUACGAGAAACGGUCGGAAUAUUGUGAUCGUGACAUGGCAAAGAGUGAUCUUAGCAUGGCAACCCAGUUGGAUCCUCUAAGGACUUAUCCUUACAGAUAUAGGGCAGCAGUUUUAAUGGAUGAUCAUAAGGAAGCAGAAGCAAUUGCGGAACUUUCAAGAGCCAUUGAAUUCAAGCCAGAUCUGCAACUUUUACAUCUUAGAGCAGCGUUUUACGAUUCAAUGAAUGAUUUCGCUUCUACUAUCCGAGACUGUGAAGCAGCCCUUUGUCUUGAUCCUGGCCACGCCGAUACUCUUGAGCUUUGUAAUAAAGCACGGGAGCAGAUUAAGGAACAAGAGUAA
Lathyrus sativus (Indian pea) is the source of this 2886-nucleotide messenger RNA. Lineage: Eukaryota; Viridiplantae; Streptophyta; Magnoliopsida; Fabales; Fabaceae. The record is from the annotation of a GenBank genome assembly.